Molecule: messenger RNA, 3450 nt
Organism: Epithele typhae
Lineage: Eukaryota; Fungi; Basidiomycota; Agaricomycetes; Polyporales; Epitheliaceae
Product: kinesin-domain-containing protein
Exons: 7
Coding region: 1-3450 (1149 amino acids)
Biological process (GO): mitotic spindle assembly; microtubule-based movement
Cellular component (GO): spindle microtubule; nucleus
Molecular function (GO): ATP binding; microtubule binding; plus-end-directed microtubule motor activity
Source: RefSeq, a predicted model, not a curated record
AUGCCUCCUCCCAUGGCACGUCCACGAUCUGUGCUCACGAAGUCCGAUUCCUCCCAACGAUCCGGCCCCACUCCAACUUCAGGUGAUCCCGGGGCGGAUGCCGGCCCAUCUAGGACUGGAGCUUCUCAAGCCAGGAAUGCCGGCGGGGACGCAGAAACGAACAUCAAGGUGGUCAUUCGGUGUAGGCGGCGCUCCGAGCGCGAGGUCCAAGAGAACUCUCCGAUUAUCGUGACCACCAAUGGUGCGCGGAGCGAAGACAUCACCAUCGAAACAUCCGCUCCCACCACUAACUUCGGGAUUGUUACCCUCCCGACGACAAGAACGUAUCCUUUUGAUGCUGUGUUUGGACCCGAGGCGGAUCAGGUUACUGUUUUCAACCAUGUGGUUAUGCCGAUGUUGGGUGAAGUGCUGGAUGGGUAUAACUGCACGCUAUUCGCGUAUGGUCAGACGGGGACAGGCAAAACCCACACGAUGCAAGGCAACCUGACAACCACCCCGAUGGGUAAUCCUUCGGCUCAAGCUGGAAUGAUUCCCCGCGUCCUGUUCAAGUUGUUCCAACAACUUGAGAAUUCAGCAUCCGACUUCAGCGUCAAGAUCUCUUUCGUAGAGCUCUACAAUGAGGAGCUCCGUGACCUCCUGGCGCCGGAGCUUCAGGCUCCUUCAGGCAACAAUCAACCUAUGGGGAUGGGCGUUCACAGGGACACCCCCGCUCUCAAGCUCUUCGACGACUCCAACAAGAGGGGUGUUAUCAUCCAGGGUCUAGAAGAUACCCCGGUCCGCAAUGUUACAGAUGCCCUUGCGUUGCUCACCAAGGGCAGCGACCGCAGACAGAUCGCUGCUACCAAGUUCAAUGAUCACUCCAGUCGAUCACAUUCCGUUUUCUCCAUCACCAUUCACACGUCCAUGGCCUCCAGUUCUGGUGACGGCCUCUUGCGCGUCGGCAAGCUCAACCUGGUGGAUCUCGCUGGGUCUGAGAACGUCGGGCGGUCUGGUGCAGAGAACAAACGCGCUCGGGAAGCCGGCAUGAUCAACCAGAGCCUUCUGACUUUGGGUCGUGUUAUAAACGCAUUAGUAGACGGUUCCUCCCACGUACCCUUCCGAGAAUCAAAGCUCACGCGGUUGUUACAAGAGUCCCUUGGUGGUCGCACAAAGACCUGUAUCAUCGCUACCGUUUCUCCCGCACGAUCGAAUAUGGAAGAAACCUUGUCGACCCUCGACUAUGCGAUUCGCGCCAAGUCAAUCAAGAAUCGUCCCGAGGUCAACCAACAAAUGAACCGCAAUGCGCUCAUUAAAGACUACGUCGCAGAAAUCACCCGCCUCCAUGCCGACUUGCGCGCUGUCCGAGAGAAGAGCGGAAUCAUUAUCUCCGAGGAGUCUUGGGCGAAGAUGACGGCUGAACAGGAACUCAAAGAGACGGAGUGUCUCGAGGCGGUGCGUCAAGUAGAAAUUCUCGAGGGCCAGAUGAAGGCGAAGCGCGAAGAGUUCGAAGAAGCAAUGGCCCUUCUUGCUCGCACCGAUGAAGAGCUGCGCUUGACUCGUGUACGGCUCGAGGACACCUCUGCAGAGCUCACUGUGACGAAGCAGCAGCUGAUCGCUGUCGAAGGUGCGCUCGAAGAAGAGAUCGUCGUCCGUCAGGCCCAUCAGAGGAGCGAACAAGCCUUGCACGGUGUCGUCGCAGAGUGGAAGGAAGUUGCCCGCGAGUACGAGGGCGACGUAGGUGGUUUGUUCGGCAAGUUAGAGCGGAAGUCGACCGCGCUCGGAUCCAAUAUGAAGGCUGUAGCCUUACACUCCAAGACGCUAUCGUCAGAAACUCAAACGAUGUCCUCCAAAGUCGACAUCUUCAUGAAGUCCGCCACCCAGCAUCUGUCCAAGAUCAAGGACGAAACGGAGGGAUUCCAGGCCAAGGAGCUGGAGGCUCUCUCAGCAAUCUCUAGCCGCUUGAAGGAGCAGCUCGAGAAGGUACAGGAGGGUCUCCAACUCAUCCACGCCAAGGAAGAAGACUCGAAGAAUACCAUCGAAACUAUUCGCACCACCAUCACUGAGGCACAAGAGAGCAUGCAAGUUGGCUUCACCGCCUAUGCGGGACAGCUUCGAAAGCAUUGCGAGACGGUCUGCAAGGAAGCCGAAGCGUCCAGUCUUGCCGGCUGUACCACGGUCGAAAAGGCUUUCCAGGAACUUGGGGCUCUCACAGAAGCCAUCAAGCAAGAAGCAUUGGAGUUCAUCGCAACAGAGCGCAAGACUCUACAAGAUGCGAGGGCACUGGCAGACAACACGACGAACACCGAAGUGGUCCGGCUUAAGCAGCAAAACGCCCUCCUGACUCGGUUACUGGAGACCGAGCGUGCCGAAGCGAAACGAGCGGCCGACGCUCUACUCGACAAGAUCGGUGGUUUGCUGGAAGACUUUACGACGGAGCGCGACCGCAGCUUGCGAGUGACAUUCUCCGAAAUGACCGACAGUAACACCGCUGCGGAACAAAAGAUGCUCCAGCUCGGUCAGAAACAGGGCGAGCAGCUUGAUGCUGCUGUUGCUCGAGGAAGUGCCUGGAGUAAACAUCUCACCAAGCGCGGAGUCGAGGGCAAACGUUUAAGGGACGAUGGCGUCGAGACCGUGAACGCGACAAGGCAAACUAUCCAUGACGGACUUGUUGAUAUCCAAUCUUCCAUCUCAUCUUCGACAACUGGUUUCAGCGAGCAGCUCAAGCGCAUCGCAGACACUGCCAAUGGCACUUUGUCACAAGCUUUCGAACGAGAGCAUCGUGUCAAGCGUGCUCGCAUGGAAGCCACCGACGGUCUCGUCACCGAGGCGCAGUCCGGGUAUCGCUAUAUGCAAAGGGGCAUUGCUUCCGCCUCUCGGAGCAUUGAAGGCUCCACCAGCCGCAUUUUGUCCGAGACGGCUGGCAUGUCCUCUGCAGCUGACGCGCUCAACUUUGCUACUACCACCUCACUCGGCGGUUUGCGUCGCACCAUGCAGACCCUGGUUGACGAAGGGGCUAAAGAAGACAAGCCCACCGGUUACACGCCUCGCAAACGAAGUCGCAAAAUCAUCGGCGACCAACCACCCACCGAACACCGGGACGUUCUCGUCCGUCGCUUCAGGUCCAAUGGCAUUUCUAUGGUUGGGGGCGAGACAUUCCUUGCCGAGCACGUGCCCCUUCCCGAAGGAGAUGAGGUCUCCUCUCCCGCAGAGACCGAGAUGGUCGUGGACUCUCCUUUGGAAACUCUCCCUUCAGACGAGGAGAACCGUCCUGAAUUCACGCCAGAAAAUUCGCCACCACCAGCAGUCAAGUCUCUGGCCUCUUCCGCCUCUUCCUCUACCUCUAUCCCACCCCUACCCGUAAUCAAACAGCCGGCGAAGCCCCCCGUGCCCGCUAUGGGUACUCUUACCGAACGUUCCACCAAUGUAGGAUUGCGCACACGUACACAGCGUACCCGUCGGACCGUACGGUAA